CUCUUACCAUUUUCUUCGACCCUGUCAGGGUUUAAGCGCCUUCGAUAACCGUUUGGAGCGCACGCAACGCAAGCAACUGCGGGAAGGAGGAGGAGACAGGAGAGAGAGAUGGACGGCGGCGGCGAGGACGGCAUCGAUCCCGCAUGCGGAGAGGCGAUGGACCUCGACAUGGCCCUCGAUCUCAACUUCUCCCACGGCGCCGCCAAGCCCGCCCCGCGAUCCCGCUUCCAACCCAAGAUGAAGGGCAAGGUCAAGAACGAGCCUCCGAUCCGGAUUAAGCCCGAUCCCGACACCAAACCUUCCUCUCAUCCCGCUUCUUGUCCAGACCCCGUCAAGGAGGAGCCUGGAGUUGACCCCUCGUCGUCCCGCCCGGACGCAGAGGACGCAGAGAGCGGUGCGAUGGAUGUUGAUGGAGGUUUCGAGGAGGAAGUGGAAGAGGAUGAUACAGUGGUUCGCGAGAUCGACGUCUUCUGUUCUCCAACUCCUCUCGAUGAGGAUACCUAUCUAUAUAUUUUGCAAUAUGUACUUAGACCUUCUUGGAGACCAUAUGAACUGAAUGAAAGAUGUGACAAGACAUUGUCUUCAUCAAAAACACCUUUAGUAGCUACUUAUGCUGUCGGGAUGUUGAAUGGAAACCAGUUGCACUUAAAUCCUGUACAUGCAGUUGUCCAACUCCGCCCAUCAAUAGCAUACUUAAAUCCUAAGAUGAAACAAAAUGUGCAGAGUGCGGAAUCAAGUGCAAAAUCUGACAUCAAUGCUGUAGGUUUACCAAUCAAGCAGGAAAAGUUGGGCCAGGCAGGUUCGAAUGAUGGUGGAGAAAUAGAAGAGCCAUGGAUAUCUCUAGAAUAUCAUCCAAUUGAUAGCCACUUUACAGAUAGAUAUCAUCAGAAAAUGAUUGCAGAAGAUCAUCAUCAAAUUCCAUUUAUGAUUAAACCAUCUGAUUAUAUCAACUCAUUGUACCCUGGAACAUCAACAGGUCUUUCUUCAUUGCACUUGCUCUCACUCCCCUUGGAAAAGCGGUUGAAGAAAUGGUUUUCUGAGGUUUGCCAGGUGAAUAAUUUUAAUGCACUCUUGGAUCUUGCUCCAGAUAGUUCGAAAGAAGAUGUUCUGAAAGUGCUGCCACAUUAUGCAGAUUUGGUACAGGGAUUGUGGGUUACAAAGAGCUCAUUGUUACAUGAAGGCGAAGCUGCUCUUUAUAGAGAUUAUCUUCUUUAUUUAUUCAGUAUGAAUCCCAUAAUUCAAACAGACAGAUUGAGGAUGUUAACGUCAAAGUGCACUGGCCUGAAAUCUAUACUCAUUCCAUUGGCUGUUGAAAGGCGCAUCCUCAAGCACUGGAAAUUCAUAAAGUCUACUGACAUUGUAUUUAUUAGAAACAAUCCAAAAAUUGUGGAUGAUCAGGAAAAGGCUUGGUUGGCAUGCUGGAAUAACAUAAAAAAGUCUGUAGGAGAAAAGAUGCAUGUCCCUGUUCCAAGUGGUAAAAGAGUUAAAAUAGCCGAUGAUGUACAUGAAAGCAAAGAUAAGGCAGUGAACACAGCAGUGUCAUCACUGUCAAGUGAAACACAGGAGCAUCUUCUAAAGAUUCUCCAGAAAUUUUUCAAGGAUAAAAAAAUUCGUAGUAUAAACUCAGUAGUCAAUGAAUUGAGGGGCUUGGCAAUCAGCAACUCUUCUCGUCCAAGAGAAGACCCUAAAAUUAGAGCGAUUAUUAAUGCUGCUGCCAACGGUGCAUCUGCUCCUAUAUCUGAGCUCCAGUCCAUUGUGUCUCAAAUCGCUGUGGAUGUACAUGGCACAUAUGUUCUGAAAUCUACAGGGAGUUCGGAUCUUGAUAGAUUGAGAGAUGUUGUCAUUGAUCUUUUCAGGGGCAAAGAACCUAAGGCAAAGCUCAAUAAGCAGGAGGUUCGCAUGGCUGCUAAAGCUCGUCUCCAGAAGGAUAUUAAUGAUUCUGACUAUAAUCAGGUAAUGCGUGAUUUGUGUGAUUCUAACAAAGGAUCGUGGGCACUUAAAAGUGGAGACUAGUAAUUGGCUCGGAUGUGGAUAAAUUUGCAAACUGACUUGUUUUUGAGUCUCAAAUGUUAACUAUAUAUCACUAGAGGCAAACAUUGUUCUUGUUUUCUAUCGGCCAAGAGGACAACUACUACCAUUAUGAGUUUGAACGAUCGAGGUUCAAUAUUUUCACUUCGCAGCACAUCUAACCUUUUUCUGAGUUCUCCUAUUGACUAGUGACUGGAAGCUUGAUUGGCAUUACGUACAUUUUUAAAUUUUUAUUUAGUACAUCAAAUUUUGGUUAAUUGUGUUAUAUUUAAGAAAAAAAAUUCUAUCAACGCAUUAGUAUACAGUUUUUUUCCCUAA
Zingiber officinale is the source of this 2346-nucleotide messenger RNA. RefSeq names its product DNA-directed RNA polymerase III subunit RPC5-like. Gene Ontology annotation, cellular component: RNA polymerase III complex; nucleus. The transcript has 14 exons. Gene Ontology annotation, biological process: DNA-templated transcription. The coding region runs from base 109 to 2013 and encodes 634 amino acids. The record is from RefSeq and is a predicted model, not a curated record. NCBI's taxonomy places the organism in Eukaryota, Viridiplantae, Streptophyta, Magnoliopsida, Zingiberales, Zingiberaceae.